Molecule: messenger RNA, 2732 nt
Organism: Thermothelomyces thermophilus ATCC 42464
Lineage: Eukaryota; Fungi; Ascomycota; Sordariomycetes; Sordariales; Chaetomiaceae
Exons: 3
Coding region: 218-2575 (785 amino acids)
Biological process (GO): protein phosphorylation; chromosome segregation
Cellular component (GO): centrosome; nucleus; cytoplasm
Molecular function (GO): ATP binding; protein kinase activity
Source: RefSeq, a predicted model, not a curated record
CAGACACUUUCCUCAACCGAGACCUACCUGUUUCCGCUUCUUCAACCAUCGCCAAUCCUUCAGCAGUCAGCCUCACAGGAGUCUUACUAACCUCGACAGCCACCAUCUUUUUUUCUUUCUUGCCGAUUUCCAUUCAGCGCUUUCGUUUGCUUAUGAAUGGAGAGCACGGUUUGACACUGAGACGCUACUCCCUAAUUGCGCUUCGAGGUUGCCCACCAUGUCGGAAAGCGACAAGUACGAGGUGCUGGAAAAGAUCGGCCAUGGCUCGUUUGGCGUCAUCCGAAAAGUCCGUCGCAAGGCCGACGGCAUGAUUCUCUGCCGGAAAGAGAUCAGCUACCUAAAAAUGUCCCAGAAGGAGCGCGAGCAGCUCCACGCCGAGUUCCAGAUCCUGUCGACCCUACGGCAUCCCAACAUUGUCGGCUACUACCACCGCGAGCACCUCAAGGCGACCCAAGACCUGCAUCUGUACAUGGAAUACUGCGGCAACGGAGACCUGGGGCGUGUGAUCCGGAACCUGGCCGAGAAGAACCAAUAUGCCGAGGAGUCGUUCGUUUGGAGCAUCUUCUCCCAACUCGUGACGGCGCUAUACCGCUGCCACUACGGCGUCGACCCGCCCGAGGUGGGCAAGUCCAUCCUGGGGCUUGGGUCGACGGCGAGACCAAAGCCGCCAGCCGGGGGGAUGACCAUCCUGCACCGUGACCUCAAACCCGAGAACGUGUUCCUCGGCGAGGACAACUCGGUGAAGCUGGGUGACUUUGGCCUCUCCAAGGUGAUGCAGUCUCACGACUUUGCCUCGACGUACGUGGGCACUCCCUUCUACAUGUCGCCCGAGAUCUGCGCCGCCGAAAAGUACACACUCAAGUCGGACAUCUGGUCGCUCGGCUGCAUCAUCUACGAGCUCUGCGCGCGGGAACCGCCAUUCAACGCGAAGACGCACUAUCAGCUGGUCCAGAAGAUCAAGGAGGGCAAGAUUGCGCCGCUGCCGGCCAUCUACUCGAACGAGCUCUUCUCCAUCAUCAAGGACUGUCUGCGGGUGAACCCCGACAGGAGGCCGGACACGGCCAUGCUGCUCAACCUGCCCAUCGUGCGCCUGAUGCGCAAGGAGAGAGAGGUGCUCGAGUUUAACAAGACGCUCAAGGCCAAGGAGGAGUCGCUCAACAAGCGCAUGCGGGAGCUCGACCAGAAGAUGGCGGCGCUCGAUCAGAACAAGGCGUCGCUGCGGCAGGAGAUCGACUCUUCCCUCCGGAGGGAGUGGGAGGUCAAGGCCCGGCUGGAGAUUGACCGGUUGGUCGCGCAGGAGAUUGAGCAGCUGCAGAGGAAGUUCGAGCAGGAAGUGCAGCUCCGAGUCGAGAUGGAGCUCCAGAACAGGAUUAGGGACGAGGAGUCGCGGCACGACCUGGGAUCCUCGGCCUCCAAGUCCGACUACCCACACUCGUCGAUAGGGAGCAAUGGGGCCGAGCUCUCGUCGACGACCGACAUGUCCGAGAUCUCUGUCGAGUCCCCCGACGCCUCCACGCACCCGCUCAAGAAGAGCGCCCGGACCCCGUUCACCCGAGCCCAGACCAUGUUCGCCAUGCCGCCCGCCGGCACGCCCAUGGACAUCGAGAUGGCCUCGCCCUCGCCCAUGACCAUCGCCUCCUUGUCUCUGUCUCCGCGCCGUAACGCCGGCGCCAAACCGCCGAUGGUCAACCCGGGCAACAUCUUCGCCGCCAACCAGAUGGCGGGCGAGCCCCGCUGGGAACCCGCACAGGACUCGGACUCGGACUCGGACGACGACAUCCAGAUUCCCUCGCCAACUCGCAUGAUCAAGUCGAGCAAGAACCCUUUCACCUCCAAGACCCGGCCGCAGCUGCACGCCCAAAAGUCGAUGCCCGUCCACCGCCUACAGUCUAAGCAAUCAGGGGCCGCGCUCCAGGGCAAGACCAUCCCCGUCGCGGCCUCGACGCCGGACCUGCAGACCGCCGUUAGGACCACGGGCGGCAGCAACAGUCCCGGCCGGCGCAUUAGCAAGAUCCCGUCGGCGGCCAACCUCAGGAUCAACAACGGCAGCGACAACUCCUCCUCUUCUUCCUCCGCUCCCGGGCCCCUCAACCACAAACCAUCCGCCAACACGAUGAACAACAAGAAGGAGGAGCAACAACAACAGCAACAACAACAACAGACAACCCAAACGACGGGUCCGCAACCGCCCGUCCUCAACAAACUCCCCACCGCCGGCGGCGCGGGCAAGAACACCAACAUCCGCGGCCGCACCCUGGUGGAGCUCCAGCAGGCGCGCGCAGGGGGGCGGCCCAUGAGCGCCGUCUACAGCAACGAGCUCGGCGGAGCGGGAGUGGUAGCGGCAGGAGGAGGGCCCAACGCGAGCCCCGUCCGAGCGUUCCGGGAACACGCGGCGGCGGCGAACCGCGGCGCGGCGCUGAUGAUGGCGGAGCCGGCCGUGUGGGACCCGGAGCGGGACGAGAUGCCGAGCCCGUUCCUGGUCCGGCGGAAGCAGCCUGCGGCGGCGGCCGCCGGCGGGAAUGGCGGUGGUGUUGGCGGCCUGGGCUUUGGCAGGGGUGACAGGGGCAGCGCGUGACACGCCACCUUCCCCCGAUAGGGUAGGAGGGAGGUUGGUGGGUGGGUGAUGGGGAAGAGGGAUGGGAAAGAAGAGGGCGGGGCAAAGGGAAGGGGAGGACAUACCCUCUUUCCCCUCCCUUCCAUCCAUCCAUCCACCCAUCCAUCCAUCCACACUU